AUGUCUACGUCAGAGAACACCCUAACUGGGUCAGUCCCGGCAGCUUCUAGAGAACCAGCAACAACAAACGGAUCAACAGGAAUCACACCAGUAACACCAGACACGGGCAGAAGCCUCAUCGUUGACGAAAGAUUUUUCGAGGAGCAGUUCCUGAGAUGCCAGAUUUGUCAUGAGAAGUUUGAUCAAAUGCAACGAUCACCCAAAUCCCUGCCUUGCAACCAUACAUUCUGUAUGCCGUGUUUGACACAGAUAUUUGACCACGCCCAGCCUUCCGCCCGACGAUCUUUUACAUGGGCCCAUGAAUCAUUGGAUGGCACCUUGAAAUGCCCAACUUGUCGGGUGGAGAUCUUUUUAAGCAGAAAUAAGAUCAGAGAUCUUCCAAACGAUCACCGUGUAGUCCAAAUGAUGGACUUUCUCUCUCAAGCUGUGGCGAAAUCACAAAAUGUUUGUUCUAAACACGACGGUCAGCCAUUGAACUUCUUCUGUAAAAAGUGUCUGAGUCCGGUCUGCAGAGACUGUACAGUUCUUGACCAUAAAGAAUCAGAUGGACACGCUAUCGUUGACCUGUCUGACGCAAUCAAUGAAAACGCGACUCACUUCAAUGAACUCGAAGUCAAGAGUAGAGAUACGUUGGAGAAAAUGAAAACCAGAUCAGACAGUUUGGCAAACGCCUCCAAAAGGUUAGAUAUUCUUGAGCGUCAACUUAAAAGUGAAAUCAAAGAAACUUUUAUUGAAUAUCGAUUACUUCUGGAGAAACGGCAAGAAGCUUUGACGUCGAUGGUGAACCAGAUUAUCAAAGAUCAAAAAGCGAAAGUCAACGCUAAGUUUGCUUAUGUUUGUGAGCACGGUACACAACUACAGAAACUCUAUGACGAGCUGAAGUCAUCGAGGGACAGCAACGACAUUCGAAAACUAUUUAUCAUUAAUCAACAAAUGAAAGAUCAAGAAAGCCGCUUCACAGACAUCGCAGCUCAGGAUGAUACUGAUCUGUUUCAUUCUUGCGAGUUUGAGGCUCAAAACGAAGGCUGCUUUUUGUCAGACUUGAGCAGUCUUGGGGAAGUCAGACCAAAAGUUGACCCAGAACUAACGAAGCCAGUCACUGCUCAGCAGCUGGUCAUCCUGGACAGAGAGGCAAGGAGGGAGCAGGAGCUGCUGAUGGAGAACGAAGAGAGUAACAACGUUCACGGCGAUGAGUUCCUUACCACCAGGGAGAUGAUGAACUUGUAUCACAAUGACGAUGUGGAGGCAGGUGAAGAUGACCAAGACACGGAGGGCUACUGGCCCAGCCACAGUCUGAUGUCCGACCUCAUGAACUACUACGCCACACUUGCGGCAACUGCACCUGAGUCUAUGGACGAGAGCGAUAGCAUCGCAUCGGGUGGCCGCAGAUCCAGGCGUGGGCGACGACCACGAGACACAAAUAGUUUCCAGCUCCACAGCACAACACCCGCAGUUGUGCGCUCCGGGAGCAGGAACAGGGCUCCGGCUUCUACAGGAAGCGCCUACCGGGUGGUGCGACACUCAACCGCCUCUACACUGAGGAAUCAGCCACCGUUCGGGAAUGAAGAGUCAAACUUCUAUCAUAAGAGCCGCUUCUACUCUCUUUCCAUAUUGUUUGCUGGGUAUUAA
Molecule: messenger RNA, 1629 nt
Organism: Candidula unifasciata
Lineage: Eukaryota; Metazoa; Mollusca; Gastropoda; Stylommatophora; Geomitridae
Source: the annotation of a GenBank genome assembly